ACCAUUUUUUGUAGGAACGUGUAACCCAUUAGUUAAGCUUCAUGCGUAAGCUUUGCCUUCUGCCCGUGCCGUCGUCUUCGCUCUGCCAUUUGUACCUGUGAAGCAGCAAUGUUGAUCAUGCUCCGUUUAUCGAUCAGCUCAUGAUGAAAUUUCCUACUUUAACAAUGUUCAUUUGUAGGGUAGUGUUGAGCUGAAGAGCGUAGAGGACGUGUGCUGCGUUUGUGGAAAUACCUGAAGAAAAUUGGUGUUAGUUUUUGAAGACUGAUGGCGAGAAGCAAGGAAACGUUGAUGCUGUUGCUGGAUGUGGGUCCUAGUAUGCACCCUUAUCUGGCCGAUGUAUCAAAGUGCAUGACUACUUUAAUACACAGGAAGCUCAUGCUGAGUAAGAAUGAUGAGGUUGGAGUGGUUUAUUUUGGCACAACUGAAACGGACAACGAGCUGAACAAGGAAAUGGAAGGUUAUCAUAAUAUUGUGGUUGUAGAGCCAAUUGCUGUUGUAUCUCAAGAUCUAGCACAUCGAUUGGAAAACAUUCCAUGCGGAUUUGGUUCAAGCGACUUUUUGGAUGUCAUCGUUGUGGGUUGUGACAUGUUAAUGAAAAAACUGGGUGAAAACAAGAAGGGCAAUAAACGCCUGUGUCUUGUUACUGAUGCUGCAUCCCCAGUUAGAGAACCUUCCGAAGGAACUGUAGAAGAUCAAGUGAGAAAUAUAGCAGAACGUAUGGGUGAACAAGGUAUCAAGUUAGAUGUUGUUGUAGUCCGUGUUGGUCAAAACUUUUUGAUAAACUCUACUGGGCAACAUCAGAACGACGUCCUUUUAGAUCUCUUCAAAUUGCACACUCAAGCGGAGAUUGGUAUUGCACGAACUGCAACAUCUAUGCUGGGAAUUAUAAGGCCUCGCGCUGUUUCACCUACAACUUUAUAUCGCGGCGACUUUGAACUUACACCAGAUCUACGCAUUAAGGUAUGGGUGUACAAAAAGACUUCGCAGGAGAAACUUCCUACAUUGAAAAAGUAUUCCAAUGAAGCACCCGCCUCCGACUCUCAUGCAACCCGUGAAGUGAAGAUAGAUACUGAAUACAAAAGCUCUGACAACCCAGAUGUUUCUGUUCCCCCUGAGCAACGAACCAAAGCAUACAAGUAUGGAAAGAAUUUCAUCCCUAUUUCUAGUUCAAUGGAGGAUUCUCUGAAGUUCAAACCUGAAAAAGGCGUCAAGCUUAAGGGGUUUGUUAAACGUUCUGAUAUUCCUCGGCAUUACUUCCUUAAGGAGUCUAGCAUAUUUUUGCCGGAGCCUGGACAUCAAAAGUCUAUUGUAGCAGUGUCAGCACUUGCUCGAGCCAUGAAAGAACAUGAUUACGCGGCAGUAGUUCGUUGUGUGUGGAGACAAGGACAAACCAAUGUUGUCAUGGGGAUCCUUUUACCAUUUGUUUCUGCACAAGAAAACGUGGCUGAUGGUUUUUACUUCAAUGUCAUACCCUUCCUGGACGAUAUGCGGGAGUUCCGUUUCACGUCUUUUAGCUCUAUGCCAGAGUCUUUGCAGCCAAGUUGUGAACAGCAAGAAGCUGCAUAUAAUCUGGUUCGUAUGCUCGACCUGUCUCCAAGCGAAGACGAAGAACUGCUUCAGCCAGAACAAACCAUUAAUCCCGUUCUGCAGAGAUUCUAUUAUUUUUUGCAUUUGCGAUCCCUCAAUCCGGAGGCCAAAGUACCUCCACUAGAUGAAUCCUUGCGCUGUAUAGUAGAACCAGAUCUGCUGCGUCUUGAUGAAAAUCAAUAUGCAAUAAAUCAGUUCUCUCAACAGUUAACACUGACGCCAAAUAUCCAGGAGAAUGGCAAGAAGUCUUUCUGGAAAGGCGAACGGAGGGAUGGUAACGUUCUGCAAAUCAAAGAUGAACCAGCUUUCAUGGAUGUGGAUAUGAAAAACCCUGGUUCUGUAUCUUUCAAUAGUCUUGCUUCAAGGAAGGUUGAGGAAAUUGGGAGUGCAAAUCCUGUGGCUGAUUUUGAGGCACUCAUGGCUCGCCGUGACAGCCCUGAAUGGGUUGGCAAAGCGAUUCAAGGGAUGAAGAAAAUGAUAUAUGAUCUCCUAGACUCUGCUUACAAUGGCAACACAUACGAAAAGGCUCUUGCAUGCUUGAUUUCCCUGCGAUUGGGGUGUGUAAUCCAAGAGGAACCUUUGGAAUUCAAUUUUUUCCUACGCGAUUUAAAGACUAAGGGAAGUACGAUACGGCUGCAAGACUUUUGGCAGCAAGUCAUGGGCAAAAAAAUUACUCUAAUUUCCAAGGAUGAAGCACCUGACAGUAAUGUAGGAGCUGCUGAAGCUGCAUCAUUUUUAACCAGUGAGAAGCUGAUCGCGAAGAAGGAAGAACCGGCUGAUGAGAUUGACGAAAUGGAAGCUCUUCUUGGAGGAGCUAUGUCAUAAAUUUAUUGCAAUUCCUCUGAUCUCGGCGUAUCCCUCCCCUUCGCUGGGCAUUUAUGAAAGAUGCUUCUAGCCACAGAUUUAGCUGCUAACUUUCAUGGCCAACUCUAGUGCUCACACAGGCUUCGCGGCUUGUAGAAAGUCCUUUUUUGAUAUCAGAGACUUCAAAGGCCAGAUGUAUCUCCCAUUUUUCUAGAGCAAAUCCUCUGUAAUUUCAACAGUAACUUAGUUCACCCAAUAGUGAUUUGUUCAAUCAACUCUACAUUUUUCCUUCA
Molecule: messenger RNA, 2684 nt
Organism: Physcomitrium patens
Lineage: Eukaryota; Viridiplantae; Streptophyta; Bryopsida; Funariales; Funariaceae
Product: ATP-dependent DNA helicase 2 subunit KU80
Biological process (GO): double-strand break repair via nonhomologous end joining; DNA recombination; telomere maintenance
Cellular component (GO): Ku70:Ku80 complex; nucleus
Molecular function (GO): telomeric repeat DNA binding; damaged DNA binding; double-stranded DNA binding
Source: RefSeq, a predicted model, not a curated record